AUGUAUAAAGACAUUUUCAAUGGAUCGCCGAUUUCACGAGUCACCAUGGAAACUCAAAGCGAAAAAAAGAGAGCGGCGUAUUUCACAGAGGCGGAGUUGGAAGUUUUAAUGCAUGCUUAUGAGGAGUUUAAGCCAAUAAUAUUAAAAAGAAGCAAUACAGCUGCAUCGGCUAAAGCAAGAGAGUUGGCUUGGCAAAAAAUAACGGACAGAGUAAAUGCGUGUAAUCCUUCUGGAGCCACAAGAACUUUAAGCCAAGUCAAAAUGAAACACAAAAACAUUCUGCAAAAAGCUAACAGAAAAAAGACUGAAGCCCGUCUAACUGGCGGGGGGCCACCACCACCUCCCCUCACCCCAUCUGAGGAGCUGGCUCUGUCCCUUAAUAAAGGGCGACCAGUGGUUGCUGGCAUUCCAGGGGGCAGUUCAUCACACAUACUAUGCACCACAAGUGAUGGUGAAAAAAGGGUGAAAUAUACUGAUGGACGGAUUGUAUUAUUGGACUCUCCAGAAAGAACACAGUCUGUCACAGUUGAUGAAGAUGAUGAUGACGAUGAAGAGACCACAUCUGCUGUGACAGAAGUGGACAAUGCUGGUAGAUCCACUGAGUACAUACCUAGGGAUUUGCCCACAGAUGAGGGUCCUUCAGCCUCAGCACACAAUCUAAGCAGGUUGCCAGCAAAGGAGCUGUAUAAGGUCCAUCUUCAAAAACAAAUAAGAAAAAGUGACAUGGAGAUGGACCUUAUACAGCUUCAAAUGGAAGAGAAAAGGCUCCUCAUUAAAAAAAACUUGUCUGAAUAUUAA
Carassius gibelio (silver crucian carp) is the source of this 798-nucleotide messenger RNA. RefSeq lists its product as uncharacterized. Bases 1 to 798 code for a protein of 265 amino acids. The transcript is spliced from 8 exons. Gene Ontology annotation, cellular component: nucleus. Lineage: Eukaryota; Metazoa; Chordata; Actinopteri; Cypriniformes; Cyprinidae. The record is from RefSeq and is a predicted model, not a curated record.